GUUUACGCCGCCACUUUUUCUCUCCAAGGUCGUUCGAGCAAAAGAGGUAGUUUUAACCAGAUUAACUCACACCACGCACCACACAGCUUCAGGCUAGACGAGAGCCUGCCAAAGGCUGUAUGUCACACUGACUUGUAUAUUUCCCUAAUUUCCGCGACUUCUGUGCUUAUAUGGAAUCUCUAAUCCCCGUUAUAAACAAACUACAAGACGUGUUCAAUACAGUAGGGUCUGAAACAAUACAACUGCCCCAAAUUGUUGUUUUAGGAACACAGAGUUCUGGGAAGAGUUCAGUCCUUGAAAACUUAGUUGGUCGAGAUUUCCUACCUAGAGGACAUGGAAUCGUGACGCGGCGACCACUUGUUUUACAACUUAUCCAUGUAGAUGAAUCAGACCAUGCUACACGGAUCGCAGAAGGUGAUGGUACCUCAACUGAAUGGGCAACGUUUCUACAUAGUAAAAAGAUCUAUCGGGACUUCGAUGAGGUCCGUAAUGAAAUCAAGGACGAAACGGAUCGGGUAGCCGGGGCUGGAAAAGCUGUUAGUUCUGAGCCUAUCAACCUGAAAAUAUAUAGCCCACGUGUUCUCAACCUCACUUUAGUUGAUCUUCCGGGUAUUACGAAGGUUCCUAUUGGUGAUCAACCUGAGGAUAUUGAAACAUUGAUCAACGAUUUAUGCCUUCAUUACAUUAACAAUCCUAACAGUAUAAUUUUAGCUGUUACACCGGCCAAUGCAGAUAUGGCUACCGGCGAAGGUCUUAAACUGGCUAAAUCAAUCGAUCCUGAUGGCCGCCGGACUUUAUGUAUUCUAACUAAGUUGGAUCUAAUGGACCACGGUACAGACGCUCACGAUCUUUUAUUGGGGCGUGUUGUUCCAGUUAAACUCGGCAUAAUUGGUGUUGUCAAUCGUUCUCAAGCUGACAUUAAGGCAGGUAAAAGUAUUGAAGAGGCAUUACAAGAUGAGGCCAGUUUUCUGCAGCGACGUUAUCCAUCACUUGCUAGCAGAAAUGGUACUCCAUUCUUGGCACGGACACUAAAUAGGCUUUUAAUGCAUCAUAUACGGGAUUGCUUACCAGACUUGAAAACACGUGUAAAUGUAAUGGCUGCGCAAUUUCAGAAUCUUUUGAAUACAUUCGGAGAUGAAAUCGAAGACCGAGGACAACUUUUGCUCCAAAUUAUUACAAAGUUUAAUACUGCCUAUUGCAAUACCAUUGACGGAGUUGCGAAAGAUAUUGAAACAACUGAAUUAUGUGGUGGUGCUCGUAUUUGUUACAUAUUCCAUGAAACUUUCUAUCGAACUUUGAGUAAAAUUGAUCCUUUGGGCGGUUUAUCAACCCUUGACAUUUUGACUGCAAUAAGAAAUGCUACUGGACCAAGACCUGCUCUUUUCGUGCCAGAAGUUUCUUUUGAAUUGUUAGUAAAACGACAAAUCAGACGUUUAGAAGAACCGAGUUUACGAUGUGUUGAGUUAGUCCAUGAAGAAAUGCAACGCAUCAUUCAGCAUUGUGGUGCUCAACAAGAACUUCUUCGGUUUCCGAAACUGCAUGAACGUAUAGUCGAUGUGGUCACUUCUGUACUGCGCCAGCGCCUGCAACCAACUAAUCAAAUGGUUACAAAUCUAGUCGCUAUUGAGUUAGCUUACAUAAACACUCGACAUCCUGACUUUUUAGAAGCGCUAAGUACACAUCGGCAACAGGCUCCAGGAUUAGAGAAUCUGUCCCUUAACGAUCAGCCGACAACACAGGGAUCAAUUUCAGGAUCGUCACUUCGUGCUACUACUGCUUCACAUCUCAGUCGUCGCUUACCCGCAACUCUUCCGCUCGAAGAACAGUCCGGUUCAUUAAAUGUUAUUAGUCCAUCAUCAGAUCAAAAUUCAGAUAAUUUACAUAUUGGACUAAGCCUUACUCCAGAUAUUCAAACAGAAGUUCAACAACACAAACUAACACCAAAUGAACGACAUGAUUGUGAAGUUAUAGGUAAACUUAUUCGAUCCUAUUUUUUAAUUGUUCGUAAGAAUAUUCAAGAUACCGUUCCAAAAGCAAUCAUGCAUUUUCUAGUGAAUUUCGUUAAAGAUAACUUACAAUCAGAACUUGUCGGUAAAUUGUACAAACAAGAUGAGUAUACUACAUUGUUACAAGAAAGUGAACGAGUAGCUCAGCGCCGAAGAGAGGCUUCCGAAAUGUUGAAAGCUCUUCAGAAAGCCAGUAUGAUCAUCGGUGAAAUUCGUGAAACACAUUUAUGGUGAUGAAUUCCAUUUGUAUCAUGGUUUAAUUUUCAACUAUAACUGUAGUUUAUAUGCUUCUUUUUUCCUUGUUUCUCAUAUCAUUUCCUGUUGAUUAAAAGUGUACCUAUAGGCUUCUGAGCUAUUCAUACAAGUACACUACAUCUGUCUAUACAUCAAUUCUUUUGUCCUAUUUAUUCAACUGUUCUCAUUUCCAUUUUGACUAUUAUUUUAUAAUUCUUAUCUGUUGUUACCUUUACUACUAUCAAUACUAAUAGAACUACUACUUUAACGAACGCACACCAAAACUAUGAUCCAUCAUCUCAAAAACUAACCUAGCAUAAUAAAUAACCUAUGAAGAAUAUACUGUUUAGUAGUUGAUAUGACUGAUUAUUAGUCUGUGUUGUUUUUAUGCAAUUCUCGUUGUUUCGUUGCUUAGACUGAUAAUUCUUUUUUUAAACAUUAGGAAAAGUAUAUAUCGCUAUUCAUCUGUGUUUGUAAAAAAGACUUCUAUGUUGUACUUCCUCAAUAAUUGCAAAUGUAAUUAUAUGACAAAAUGAAUAAUAUUAAAAAUGUAAUCCCAAUUCUACAAACUUUCCAUUCUCCCGGUUUUUUUAAUUAUAAACCGUUCAUUUCUACUUAAAAUUCUUUAUAAUCC
This is a messenger RNA of Schistosoma turkestanicum, 2874 nucleotides long. The record is from the annotation of a GenBank genome assembly. Lineage: Eukaryota; Metazoa; Platyhelminthes; Trematoda; Strigeidida; Schistosomatidae.